Molecule: messenger RNA, 1428 nt
Organism: Staurois parvus
Lineage: Eukaryota; Metazoa; Chordata; Amphibia; Anura; Ranidae
Source: the annotation of a GenBank genome assembly
AUGACAUGUAAUUGUCCUAGAGCUCCAGAUGCUGCUUGCAACAUGGAAGUGGACAAAGACUAUUCCAAGGAGGCCAUUCGAAUGGAAUCUUAUGCCAAGUUUCCCAGCAGCUGUCCAAUCUCUGCACCAACACUGGCACGCGCUGGCUUCUAUUACACUGGAAUCCAAGACAGAGUAGAGUGCUUCAGCUGUAAAGCAAUUGCUGAAGCCUGGCAGCACGGAGACACCGCCAUUGGAAGACAUCGGAAAAUCUCUCCAAAUUGCAAAUUCAUUAAUGCUUAUAGUUCAAGAAGUGAAGUAAUUCAAACCCAAGAACCCACAAUUCAAAAUUUAAAUCCCCACUUGGAAAUGAACUGUGCAUCCAGUGAUACUAACCACAAAGUAGACUCUGAGUUGCAAGCUGAUUUCUUAUUAAGAACAGGAAGAGUUGUUGAUGAGUCUGAGCCCAAAUACCCUAAAUAUUUAAAUAUGAGUAGUGAAGAUGCAAGAUUAAAAACAUUUAAGAACUGGCCAAGUUAUGUUCGUGUUACACCAAAGGAUUUGGCAAACGCAGGACUUUUUUACACCGGUAGUAAUGACCAAGUCAAGUGUUUCUGUUGUGGUGGAAAGCUAAUGAACUGGGAACCUGGGGAUAUAGCAUGGAAUGAGCAUCGUAGACAUUUCCCGGACUGCUUCUUUGUUCUGGGGAGGGAUGUUGGAAAUACACGAAGAGGUUCUGAGGUUCCUGAUCAUCCAGCAAUGAGCCAGUACAAAGCUCGAAUUGACAGCUUUGCUAACUGGACUUAUCCCAUCAAUAAGGAGACGCUCUCAAAAGCUGGUUUUUAUAGCACUGAUGAGCAAGAUGCAACAAGAUGCUUUUAUUGUGGAGGGGAGUUAAAAGAUUGGAACCCAAGGGAUGAUCCAUGGGAACUACAUGCAAGAUGGUACCCAGGAUGCAAGUUUCUAGUUGAUGAGAAGGGGCAGCAUUUCAUUAAUACUGUACAGCUAACCAAACCUCUACCAUCUAGGCUGGUGUGUCAAUUAAUGCAAAUGCAUCUCUCCCUAGACAGCGAAUUAAUGAAGAACCCUUUGGUUGUUAAUGCCCAGCAAAUGGGAUUUCAUCUUGAAGAAAUUAAGAAACUCAUGCUAAAGAAAAUAAAAAAUACAGGAACAAAUUACACAUUAAUGGAGGUUUUGGUACCUGAUUUAUUAAGUUCUCAGACUGAAAAUGGGAGUGUGAUGCCCAGUGACAUUGAGAACAGCAUUGAAGAAAAGCUCAGGAAGUUAGAGGAGGAAAAAAUCUGCAAAGUGUGUAUGGACAAGGCUGUGUCUGUGGUGUUCAUUCCCUGUGGCCACCUUGUUGUGUGCUCAGAUUGUGCUGAAGUUCUUGAUAAAUGUCCCAUUUGUUGUACUAUCAUACAAAGACGACAAAAAAUAUUUAUGGCCUAA